UCCUGCACAUGCCCCGAUAGCACAUCUUCCGCAAUGUCACCGACACUCGCCGAGCAAUUCUCACAUUACGUCCUGGAUGGAAUCUGGCAGCUUGGAAACUGCUUCUCCUGUUUCCCGUCAACGCCCUCGCUCAAGAUCAAUGGUCGAUCCUUCAAGAUUCUACGACUACUCGGAGAGGGCGGCUUCAGCUACGUCUACCUUGUACAAUCACCCGGCGACCCGACACUAUACGCCCUCAAGAAGAUCCGAUGUCCAUUCGGAGAGGAAAGCGUGUCACUUGCGCUGAAGGAGGUGGAAGCAUACAGCCUGUUCACACCGCACCCAAACAUCAUCCAUGCAAUCGAUCACAGUGUCGAGACAGACAGGGGAGGAGAUGCAGGAAGCAAAACUGUCUACAUUCUUCUGCCAUACUAUCGGCGCGGAAAUUUACAAGAUGCGAUCAAUGCCAACCUGGUCAAUCGCGCAAGGUUCCCUGAGCGGAGACUGAUGAUCUUGUUCUUGGGUGUAUGCAAAGCUCUGAAAGCAAUGCACCAAUAUCGCGUCAAGGGACCGCCAGGUGGUGAGACCAGCAGGAGGAAAGCAAAGAAAGUCCGCCAACAAGCGGAAGAAGCAGAUCGCGAGGCAGAAGAGGAGGUUCGCGCGAAUCAAGGUCGGCGGAGACAAAUGGACGACGAGGUUGAGGAGGAGCCAUUGAUGAACAGCGAGGUGAUGGCAGCCCAGGAUGGCGUGGCAGCAGGCAAGAUCAGGAGUUAUUGCCACCGGGAUCUGAAGCCUGGAAAUAUCAUGAUCUCCGACGACGGAACACAACCUAUAUUGAUGGACUUUGGCUCGCUCAAAGCCUCGCCGACGCACAUCACGUCAAGAUCUCAAGCCCUCAAAAUCCAAGACGAAGCAGCAGAACAGAGCACGAUGCCGUAUAGAGCGCCCGAGUUGUACGAUCCCAAAACGGGAUCUGAAAUUGAUACGAAGGUGGACAUAUGGUCACUAGGCUGCACUCUGUAUGCCUGUUUUUUUGGGAAGUCUCCAUUUGAGGCUAGAUCAGAGGAAACAGGAGGCUCGUUGUCAUUAUGCAUUUUAGGCGGCGACUGGGCUUUCCCGGAUGAAAGUCCAGCUGACAAGAAGCGUGGAAAGCAGCGGGUUGUCGAAGAUUCGACUGCAUCCAAAAGCAGGGACGAUUUGGUGAUCUCCGAGCCCGUCAAGGACGUGAUUCGGCGGUGUCUGACUGUUGAGCCAUCCGCGCGACCAGACGUUGACGAGCUCAUUAAUAUCGUGGAACGCGUUGUUGCAGAUAUGCCAGAAGACGGAGAUGGGCCGUUAGACCUGGAGUGA
Zymoseptoria tritici IPO323 is the source of this 1329-nucleotide messenger RNA. RefSeq lists its product as uncharacterized. The transcript is spliced from 2 exons. Gene Ontology annotation, biological process: regulation of vacuole fusion, non-autophagic; vacuolar protein processing; protein phosphorylation. Gene Ontology annotation, molecular function: ATP binding; protein serine/threonine kinase activity. Gene Ontology annotation, cellular component: cytoplasm; Golgi apparatus. NCBI's taxonomy places the organism in Eukaryota, Fungi, Ascomycota, Dothideomycetes, Mycosphaerellales, Mycosphaerellaceae. The record is from RefSeq and is a predicted model, not a curated record. The coding region runs from base 34 to 1329 and encodes 431 amino acids.